GUUACAGAAAAUAUAUGCGCCUGUCAUUGCAAACGACUACCCGAUGCUUGAGGAAUAUCGAACAAAAUGGUCGUUUUUUCCGGCAGUUAAGGCCUCUUUCGGUCCAACCUUAUCAUAUUGCAGUAUCUGGAAGCUGUAAUUCUUCAAAGCGACAGCUUUUAGCCUUUCCCAGAGACCGAUCAUCAUUUGGUGCAUCUCAUCGAUUUUACAGCAAUCCACAUGAAAAUGGGAACGAUAAUGAUGAUAAAACCCCGAAUGAUACGAAAAAUAAGGACACGGCAAUCGUGGAGCAGGUCGAAGAUAUGUUAGGGGGACCGAUGAGUACGAUUACUGUUCCAGAAGUUUGGCCUAUUGUGCCAGUGAUUGCUAUCUCAAGAAAACCACUCUUUCCUGGCUUUAUCACACGGGUUAUGAUCGCUAAAGAUCAAGCAUUAAUGGAAUUGUUGAGAAGGAAAGUGCGGAUGCGUCAACCAUAUGUUGGAGUUUUCAUGAAAAAGGAUCCUGAGAAUGAUUCUGAAACAGUGGAAUCCUUGUCUGAACUUCAUACAGUGGGAUCAUUCGCACAAAUCAAUGUUAUGGGUGAUAAUGGUGACAAAAUAGAAUUGGUUCUGGUCGCUGAAAGGCGCAUACGUAUUUUAGAACCGGUUGCUGAUGAUAUUGAUAUAUCUGAAAAUAUUGGCAAAAUAAAUGGUAGAAGGGUACGUCAAGAGCGUCGUAAACUGGUGAAAGAAAAAGGGAAAGAUCAAAUUGCGUUGACUACAUCUCCAAAAGUUACUCUAGCUCGAACGGAAAAUAUUGUUUCUCAGCCUAUUGAAAGAACAACGGAAGUUAAAGCAACAAUGCAAGCCAUAGUUAGUACAAUUCGCGAUGUGAUGCAAUACAAUACGUUGUUUGCACAACAACUUGGCUUAACGGCAAAUCCAUCGAAAAAUGUAGUUGACAAUCCUAUAUAUCUGUGUGAUUUAGUUGGCUCGCUUGUAAGCGCUGAUCCCAACGAUUUACAAAAUUUAAUGGAUGAAGAAGUUGUUGAAGAACGUUUGAAGUUAGCUUUGCUGUUGAUUGAAAAGGAGAAAACAGUCGCAAAAUUAAAGCAUGAUAUUAAUAAGGAUGUGGAAAAGAAAGUUCAUGAUCAACAUCGUAAAUUCCUUUUGAAUGAACAGCUGAAAGCAAUCAAAAAAGAACUUGGAUUGGAGAAAGAUGACAAGGAAGCUCUGGCAGAGAAAAUGCAAGAUCGCAUAAAAAACCUGAAUGUCCCCGAAUAUGUCAUGAAAGUAAUUAAGGAAGAGCAAGCCAAAUUAUCCUUUCUGGAUCCACAUUCCAGUGAAUUUUCAGUUGCAAGGAAUUACUUGGAUUGGCUAACGAAUAUGCCAUGGGGUAAGACAUCGGAGGAUGUGCUCGAUUUGGACAGAGCUAUUGCCGUGCUAGAUGAAGACCAUUAUGGAAUGAAGGAUGUCAAGGAUCGGAUUUUGGAAUUCAUUGCAAUUGGUAUACUUAAAAAGAAAGUAAGUGGUAAAAUCAUAUGCUUACAUGGACCGCCAGGUACUGGCAAAACGAGUAUUGCCCGAUCAAUUGCCCGAGCAUUAAACAGAGAGUACUUUCGAUUUUCUGUUGGUGGAAUGACAGAUGUUGCAGAAAUCAAAGGACAUCGUCGUACAUAUGUUGGAGCGAUGCCUGGGAAAAUGAUUCAAUGUUUGAAAAAAGUGCAAACGGAAAAUCCACUAGUUUUAAUUGAUGAAGUAGAUAAAAUUGGUGGUGCAGGUUACCACGGUGAUCCAUCAUCGGCGUUAUUGGAGCUAUUAGAUCCAGAACAAAAUACCAAUUUUAAUGAUCACUUUCUCGAUGUUCCUGUCGAUUUGUCGAAGCGCAGUGAUUCGGUCCGAAAGUGGAACUUAUUGAGCGGGUAUUAUUUCAUUUGCACUGCAAAUAUUACGGAUACCAUUCCGGGACCACUAAAGGAUCGCAUGGAAAUGAUCGAAGUCUCGGGUUAUGUUGCAGAAGAAAAAUUAAAUAUUGCACAAAGUUAUUUGGUACCUCAGUGUCGAAAGGAUAGCUCACUGGAAGAAAGUCAACUUCAGAUAGCUCCAGAAGCAUUGCAGACACUUAUCAAGCACUACUGUCGGGAAUCUGGUGUUCGAAAUCUUCAGAAGCAUAUUGAGAAGAUAUUUCGUAAAGCAGCUUUCAAAAUAGCCGGUGGAAACAAUCAGAAUAAUGUUCAAGUAGUUGUUGAUAAUCAGAAUAUCGAAGACUUUGUCGGAAGACCUAAAUUCACCAGCGAUCGUUUAUACGAUGCAACACCCAUUGGUGUAAUAAUGGGUCUUGCAUGGACAGCAAUGGGCGGAUCAUCCUUGUACAUUGAAGCAUGUUUACGACGGAGCUUGGCUACAUCUAAAUCGACUUUAUCACGAAACCCAAGUACUGACAGUGGAUUUUCAAACGAUUCACCGAAUGAUGUAGUUAACUCAUCGAAACCGGAUGCAACUGUUCCAUUUGGUAGUUUAGAAACUACUGGACAUUUGGGUGAUGUCAUGAAAGAGAGUAUGCGUAUUGCUUACACGGUUGCUAAGAAUAUCCUUAGGAAUCAUUUUCCGGAUAACGACUUUCUCGAUAAGGCACAUAUACAUGUCCAUGUUCCAGAGGGUGCAACACCGAAAGAUGGUCCAUCUGCAGGUUGUACAAUAACAUCAGCUUUAUUGUCACUGGCUUUGAAUCAACCAGCUCGACAGAAUGUUGCAAUGACGGGGGAAAUUUCUCUCACUGGAAGGAUAUUACCAGUUGGUGGAAUCAAAGAAAAAGUUAUUGCUGCUAAAAGAGCUGGAGUGAAUUGUAUUAUAUUACCCGAAGAGAAUCGAAAAGACUUCUCGGACUUGCCAGACUUUAUCCGAAAAAAUGUGGAUGUACAUUUCGUUUCAUGUUAUGAUCAAAUAUACGACAUCAUAUUUCCAGAUAUGAAUUAA
Messenger RNA from Loa loa (African eye worm), 2954 nucleotides. Its product is annotated as ATP-dependent protease La. Gene Ontology annotation, molecular function: single-stranded DNA binding; ATP hydrolysis activity; ATP-dependent peptidase activity. The record is from RefSeq and is a predicted model, not a curated record. The transcript is spliced from 20 exons. Gene Ontology annotation, cellular component: mitochondrial matrix. The coding region runs from base 15 to 2954 and encodes 979 amino acids. Gene Ontology annotation, biological process: protein quality control for misfolded or incompletely synthesized proteins; protein catabolic process; chaperone-mediated protein complex assembly. Lineage: Eukaryota; Metazoa; Nematoda; Chromadorea; Rhabditida; Onchocercidae.